AUGGCACAUCAGAUUGACACUCACAGUCACAGUGACGCUGAAGUCGCGACAAAACCUAGCCUCGACGCCAAAGUCAACCCUGUGUCGGACACUGAGGUCAUUGAUCCUAGCCUUGACCCCAAUGCAAAGUCAGGUUCCAAAUGGCGUCGCAUUGCUGGGUUCUUCUGGGACUCGAUUGAUGGAGAUCCCAAAUACCGUGCAUAUGUCAGACGGUUGGAUUUGAUCUUCUUUCCAACGGUUUUGCUUGGCUACUUCAUCAAAUACUUGGACCAGACCAAUUACAGUAACGCCUUUGUCAGUGGCAUGCAAGAAGAUCUCCAACUUUACGGCAACGAGCGCAACUGGCUUGGCACAUGGUUUAGUCUAGGCAUCAUGGUCGGUACUAUCCCGGCUCAGAUGUUGCAGCUAAGCCAUAUUCGCCCUUCCAUCUUGAUCCCUACUUGUGAGAUAUGCUGGUCGGCUUUGGUUAUUGGCAUGGGUUUCACACAUAGCAUCAAAGUGAUGUAUGCUUUGCGUUUCUUCAUCGGCUUGUUCGAAUCAUGCGCCUUUCCUGGAUACAUCGCCAUGCUUGGCAGUUGGUAUGGCCCCAAUGAGCUGACAAAGCGUCUGGCCAUUCUUCUCGAGGUUGAGUCUAUUGCCAGUAUGUUCAGUGGAUAUCUCCAAGCUGGCCUUUAUAGCAGCAUGAAUGGGCGCAACGGCCUCGCUGGUUGGAGGUGGCUGUUCAUCAUGGACGGAGUCAUCUCAGUCCCUGUGGCCAUCUGGGGUCUUUUCGGACUACCUGAUCACCCACACAACACGAGAGCCUUUUACUGGACAAAAGAACAUAUAAAGUAUGGCCAGGAGCGAAUUGCCAAGUUUGGCGUCACAGAGCAGAUCAAGCUGAACUGGGCUGAAAUCAAGCGAAUAUACCUGGGAUGGAGAAUCUGGAUGUUUGUCCUCCCGUAUACCAUGGUCGCUGCCUGCCACACAGCUACGAGCUACUUCAACCUCUGGCUCAAAGCAGAAGGAUACAGCGUGCAAAAGAUCAACUACUUGCCAACUGGCGGAAACGCCCUUGCAAUUGUUGUGACGGUGGCUUGGGGCAUGAUCGCAGACCGAACCAAGCAGUACUACUGGCUGAUUUUAUCACUCACGCUAUUGAUGAUUGUGGCCAAUAUUCUGCUUUCAGUCUGGCACAUUCCAAAGUCCGCUCUCAUGUUUGCCUACUACAUCUCCUACGCCGGCUCAGCAUGUACCCCUGUGCUGAUUAGCUGGACAUAUGGGUUGAAUGCUGCUGAUCCCAACACGAGACAGCUUUUGGUGGCUACAGCUAACCUUGUGUCAUACGCUUGGGUCCUCUGGGUACCAUUGGUCCUGUUUCCGACGUACGAUGCGCCAAAGUACAAGUAUGGUUAUCAAAUCUUGAUCCUAUUUGGUGGAAUCGCCAUUCUAAGCAUCACGGCGAUGAAGUAUCUGUAUAGCCGGAAGAAGUAG
Messenger RNA from Fusarium tjaetaba, 1473 nucleotides. Its product is annotated as pantothenate transporter liz1. The transcript has 8 exons. The record is from RefSeq and is a predicted model, not a curated record. NCBI's taxonomy places the organism in Eukaryota, Fungi, Ascomycota, Sordariomycetes, Hypocreales, Nectriaceae. Gene Ontology annotation, cellular component: membrane. Gene Ontology annotation, molecular function: transmembrane transporter activity. The coding region runs from base 1 to 1473 and encodes 490 amino acids. Gene Ontology annotation, biological process: transmembrane transport.